Messenger RNA from Morus notabilis, 974 nucleotides. RefSeq lists its product as uncharacterized. The record is from RefSeq and is a predicted model, not a curated record. NCBI's taxonomy places the organism in Eukaryota, Viridiplantae, Streptophyta, Magnoliopsida, Rosales, Moraceae. The coding region runs from base 96 to 824 and encodes 242 amino acids. The transcript has 2 exons.
AGAAAUAUUUCUUUCGAGUUUUAAACAAAAUUUCCUAAUUAAAUGUUUUAUUUUCAGAAGAGAGAACAUUGAGCAAAAAAAAAAAAAAAAAAAAAAUGAAGCCACCUCCGUCUCUGCACUCCAACUUCUUCUCCUCUCUUAAACAGGUAGAGAAGAGACUGAAGUUAGAACACUCAUCACAGACAAAACCCUCCACACUUGAACCAUCAAAACGGCUAGAAAUCAACAAUUCAUCACUAGAAGAAUCACUGAGUUUGCCCAUUUAUAUGUACUUGGACCAACCAAACGACAAUCAAAUUUCUCCCACUUUACAGGAAAGUAGUGAACUUCCUCAGGCAUUUCUCUCAUGUUCCCCACAAUUCCCACCAACCCAUGAAAACCCACUCCACCCGAAUGGCCUAGACCACCAGGAAACUGAAAAUGAAAAUGAAAACGAAAACGAAGCUGUUGAUGAUAUUCAACAAUUAAUUCAACUUCUGGGUUUAUCUGAUUAUGAACAAAAACUUGAAGGAAAAAAAGUGGAAGUAGAAAGAAGGGUUGGUUUUGGUUGUGGCUCUUGUCAUUGUGAAGGCGGGUUUUAUUUGAAGAUUGCCGGAGUGAAGGGCCCGAAAUGCGGGAAGGAGGUGGAGAGGUUGGAGGGUUGGAUAAAGUAUUUUUUGAAUGGUGGUUGUGGUGAAGAGAAUGGGAUUGAGCCUUUGAGGUUGGCACUUUUGCUUUUGGGGAAAGCUGCUUUUGUUUCUGGAGGUGGGGAUUGUGGUUUUGGAGGCUUGGACUUCCCAUCUGCUAUUGAGGAUUUUUUGAUGGAUGAUCCACCAACAAGUUAGGUUAUACACCACGUAUUUCAAAUUUUGUUUUCGACUUUUGUUUUCAAGUUUUGUUUCUGUCUGAUUAUCUUUUUAAAGCGAAUUAAUGUGGAAUGAAUAUAUGAUCAACUGGGGAUGGCUGAAUUUCUUGUAAAAAAAAAGGUUUGUUGU